AUGAUCAGCAUCAAGACUGUCGUUACUGGCAUUGCAGUCGGCCUCACUGCCGUCGGCAUGGUCCAUGCCUCUACCACAAUUGCCAGUGGUGACGAGAACCGCGCGCUCUCCAUGAUCAACACUGCUCGUUCCGAGGCAGGUGCCCCUCCCAUCCUUUGGGACAACAACCUCAAGGAGGACGCCGACACCUGGGCCCUUCUGCUCGCCAAACAGGGCUUCAUUGGCCGUGCUCCUGCUCAUCAGCGUGAUGGUGCUGGCGAGGUCGUCGCCUACUUCAGCUCUCUGUCUGAGGACAGCGUGCAAGUCACCAACCCUCUGGUCUCGGCUGUCAAGCUCUGGCUUAGCUUCAAGGACAUGAACAAUUUUCAGACCACUGUCGAGGACUACUACGAGACCCUCAGCACCACUGAGCAGCUCCUCUCUGACAAGGCUACUCACAUUGGUUGCUCUACCCGCCUGGGCAAGAAGGGCCGCGCUGUCAACCCCCUCACUUCUUUCACGGUCUGCCGUGUCUACAAGGAUGUCGAGCCCCCCGCCGUCAUGGCUCGUCAGGACCUCAGCCCCGGCCCCUUCCAGGGCGACAUCACCUUCUUCAGCCCUGGUCUUGGCGCCUGUGGCUGGACUGACAACGACAACUCCAUGAUUGUUGCCCUCUCUCAUAUCAAGAUGGGCUCCCAGUCCAACGGCAACCCGCUCUGUGGCAAGACCGUCCGCAUUCAAGCCGAGGGCAAGUCCGUCGACGUCAAGGUGACUGACAAGUGCAUGGGAUGUGCCGUCAACGACAUUGACGUCAGCCCUGCUGUCUUCAAGGCUCUUCUGGGUGACCUUGGCCGCGGUCGCGUCGGUGGUGUGACUUGGACUCUUGUCUAG
Colletotrichum tamarilloi is the source of this 870-nucleotide messenger RNA. Its product is annotated as SCP-like extracellular protein. NCBI's taxonomy places the organism in Eukaryota, Fungi, Ascomycota, Sordariomycetes, Glomerellales, Glomerellaceae. The record is from RefSeq and is a predicted model, not a curated record. The transcript is spliced from 3 exons. The coding region runs from base 1 to 870 and encodes 289 amino acids.